Apis dorsata (giant honeybee) is the source of this 6801-nucleotide messenger RNA. It is a transcript of the gene rdgA, whose product is annotated as eye-specific diacylglycerol kinase. Gene Ontology annotation, molecular function: ATP-dependent diacylglycerol kinase activity; protein binding. The record is from RefSeq and is a predicted model, not a curated record. NCBI's taxonomy places the organism in Eukaryota, Metazoa, Arthropoda, Insecta, Hymenoptera, Apidae. Bases 1494 to 5414 code for a protein of 1306 amino acids. Gene Ontology annotation, biological process: diacylglycerol metabolic process; lipid phosphorylation; intracellular signal transduction. The transcript is spliced from 14 exons.
UGAUUUCUGAAAUUUUAACCCGAAGUUUCUCGCGACGAACUCGAUCGAGAUGUCCGAUUUCUUCGCCGUGACGUUGUUACGUCUCUUCGAUAUGUGUUUAGUUGAGAUGAUUUGAGAAAAGGUGGUGAGAAGAGAGGUUUAACAGUGAGAAAAUUAUUGGGAAGUAUUGUUUUGUUACGAAUGAAACGAUAUUCUUUCACGUCUCUGAGCAGAAAACUGUCUGUUCGAAACGCGGAAUGCUUGAAAAGUUUGGUCGAGAUUGAAUAACGAGACGAGAGUUUGAAACUGUUUAAGUGCGAAACGGUGAGAAAAAAAGUAAGAAGAGAGGAAACUUUCUUCGCGUUUCCACGUGUUUAAGCUUCUAAAGGCGGGGAUGGUUUAGCUUAGGAUGACAAAGUGAGCUCGGCGAUUAAGGGGAAUAACCUUGAAUAAAGUUCAUUUUACCCUCACGUGGGUGGUUUAAUUUGAGAUAAUAUGAUCGGCGGAAGCGAUGAUGAGGAAAUUCCGUUGUCCAGGGAAAGGAGCUUAAAUUGCAAAUGCUGAUGGAUCGAGGACACUGUCUAUCCACGUGGCGUCGGAUCUGUUCUGGAUCGGAAUGUAAUUUUAUCAAGUAGAUCCAUGCCAUCGUCGAACGAGGUUCAGGCAAAACAUCUUUCGACUGCGUCGAGUUCUCGAAUACCAUUCGCGCUAAUUAAUCGAACGUUGAGUGAACAUUUAAACGACUUAUCAUUCAAACAAUUUUCUUUUCCUUUUUCUUCUUCUUUUUUUUUUUUUUUUUUGACGGAACAUUUNNNACACUUGGAAGCGAAGCGGAAUAAUUUGAACGGAACUUUCUGCAUCGACGUUUUUAAAAAUAGAAUCCUUAUCGAUUAUCAAGUCGAGUUAUGACGAAAAAAAAAAAGGGAAUGGACACCGUGGAUUAUUAAAACGAGUCUUUAAUUGCCAAAAAACAAAAACGAGAUAGACAAUCGUUUCUCCCUUAUUAAUUGUACUUCGCACGAUUACACAGUUUGUCAUUCUCAAGAAUCUCCUCGAGAGCAGUAGACAAUCAAGAAAACGUAUAAUCCUUCACACCGGCGGAUUCAACAUCGAAGUUGAACAAUCUCUCGAUCGUAGACGUAUUAAACUAAAAAAAAAAAAGAAAAAACACGAGAAGAAUUCAAGUCGAAGAAGGCGCGAACACAGCCGAGCACGAACACGUCGAGGUGACUUAUGAUGGGCUGCAGACCGGCAGCUAAGUCGAAGGUGGAAGGGUGCGGUCGCGGGCAGCUCGAGGCGGCUUUCGCGUCGCCGAGGUGUAACGAGGUGACGAUCAUCGAGCUUCCCACCGAGAUCGUUCAGAAGCGAGAGGAUCGUUCAGGUCCGAGCGGCGCAGCCGGGGCGGAGGAGGAAGAGGAGGAAGAAGAGGUUGGCAAGGAGCGUGAUUAUAGCUCAGAUUGGGCGAGGUCGAGGCUCGAGUCGAGUUUCAACAGAUAGCUGCCUGCCAAGUGAGGAUGCAGAGGCUGCGCUCGACCUUCAAGAGGUCGCGCACCCCGACGGGAGCGGAAAUGAAGUCGCAGUCGAGCCUCGAGNNGCCGAAGCAGGUGAGGUCUGCCUCCUUCGACGAGAUCCAAUUGGAGGCUAAGCGGCACGACGACGGGAGGGACGCCAGGUCGACCAGGACCACGUCCUCCUCGUCCUCCUCCUGCUCACCCGCCAGGUCCCAAGACUCGUCCAGGGGUAGGCGAUCCGCGACUCUAAGAGUGCCCCAACUGCAGAGCGGCCAACGAUCCAAAAGCUUCGACGUGAGCGAGAGAGGUUAUGGAUCCUCCUCCAGCCAACAAUCGUCCCUGGGAAGGGACGUUCGACGCCCCGAGACGCCCACUAUUCAAGUCUCGGGCUGUUACCACUGUGCCUGCGUGGAGGAGUACAAGAGUCUUAACCUGAGCAGGGAUGAGGAUGAUCCUUCGUCGAGGGAGGAGCUCGAUGACGAGGUGGACGAGGGCGACGACACCUCAGGCGAGGACGACGAGGACUCCGAAUUGUUGGACAGGAGCGAGGGUAGCCCUGAGAUCAGGGUCACUUUGGCCACGUUCACCGAUAAGGAGCAGCCCGGUGAUCAGGUGAUCGAAACGACACCGCCGCCAUCGCCCACCGUGGUCCCGGAGAUCGUUCCCGAGAUGGUGCAGGAGGACACGUCGGAUAUCAGAGGCGGUCUAUUUGUCGGAUCGGGCAAAUGCAAGUUCGUCGUCAGAGAUAUCUUUCUCACCGUUCCUGAGCUGAAAAGGGAUAGGGCCGCGUCCGUCGACUCCUGCUUCAACAAUAAAAAUGGGCACAGCGAGGACACCGACACGUUGACUGUCCCUCAACAAAGUAUACGUUCGAAGAGCGUCGAUAUCGUUCUGCCUACCGAGGCGCAGACGAGAUACACGGCAUUGCUGCCCGGCACCGAGGCUCGACCUCCAAGAGGAGGGAGAGAGGAGGGUGGAACGAGUGGUGGUCACCGUGAACCCCGAUCAACGCCCGAUUGGGGUACUGGUGCACUUAAUGGAGAACAUCUUUGGGUACCGACGUCAGCUUCCGGCGACUUCUGUUACGUCAACGACUGUUCGAAACAUGGGCCCCGGAUGAAAUGCGCCGCCUGCCGAGUGGUUGCCCACGCGGUGUGUGCGGUGAGCCUAAAUUUCGCCUGUAAAUCGAGUUUCCGGGACGUUGGGGUCCGCCAAUACCGGGAACAGACAAACACUCUACACCACUGGGUACACCGCCGCUCGCAGAAGGGAAAAUGCGCGAAUUGCGGCAAAUCGUUCCAAUCGAAGCUUAGCUUCACAUCGAAGGAGAUCGUCGCUGUGAGUUGCAGCUGGUGCAAACUCGCCUACCACAACAAGGAGGCGUGCUUCAACGUUCAGAAGAUCGGCGAGAAUUGCGAGUUGGGCGUUCAUUCGUCCAUCAUAGUGCCGCCAUCUUGGAUUGUGAAGCUGCCCAGGAAGGGCAGCUUCAAGAGCAGCUUGAGAAAGUCGCCUAGGAAGAAGAAGUCUGGGGGUAGUAGUGGCAGCACGUCGAGCAGAAAGAAGUCGAAGGAUAAGGACAAGGAGCAAGAUAACAAGGAUCAGGGGAAGUUGUGGGUGGUGAAACCCAUACCCACGCCCACCGUGAAACCCGUGUUGGUCUUCAUUAACCCGAAAUCGGGCGGGAAUCAAGGUGCAAAGUUAUUGCAGAAGUUUCAGUGGCUGUUGAAUCCUAGGCAGGUGUUCGAUCUGACUCAAGGCGGACCCAAAAUGGGGUUGGAAUUAUUCAAAAAAGUUCCUAAUCUUCGAGUUCUCGCAUGCGGUGGCGACGGUACCGUCGGUUGGGUGUUAUCCAUCCUUGAUCAAAUCGGCGCAUCCCCACCUCCAGCGGUAGGCGUGCUUCCCUUAGGAACCGGAAACGAUCUGGCCAGGGCUCUAGGAUGGGGUGGUGGUUACACGGACGAGCCGAUCGGGAAAAUUUUAACAAACAUAGGAGAGAGCGAGACGGUGUUGCUGGACAGGUGGCAGUUGAUCGUCGAGAGGAAUCCUGACGCGCAGGGCGACGAUGAUAACGGAAAGGGCAAAGAGAAUCUACCUCUAAACGUCGUUAAUAAUUACUUUUCCCUCGGUGUGGAUGCUCAUAUCGCUCUUGAAUUUCACGAAGCUCGAGAGGCGCAUCCAGAGAGGUUUAAUUCACGGUUACGGAAUAAAAUGUUUUACGGUCAAAUGGGCGGUAAGGAUCUCGUGCGACGGAAGUGGAAAGAUCUAUCGGAAUUUGUGAUGUUGGACUGCGACGGUCAAGAUUUGACACCGAAACUGAAGGAGCAUCGUGUUCAUGCCAUAGUUUUUUUGAACAUCGCCUCGUACGGUGGUGGAACCCACCCUUGGGGCAGCGCGAGCGGAACCAAAGAACCAUCGACGGAAGAUGGACUGAUCGAGGUCGUCGGUUUGACCACGUACCAGCUUCCGCUUCUUCAAGCAGGUGGCCAUGGUACGUGCAUUGCUCAAUGCAGCACAGCUAAGCUGGUUACCACGAGGACCAUUCCAAUGCAGGUCGAUGGCGAGGCUUGUCGACUGUUACCAUCUAUCAUAAAUCUAAAAUUACUAAAUAAGGCAACAAUGUUAGCGAAACGAAGAAGUUCGAGCAAACCGCAACAAGACGUCAAACUGGAAAGAUUAAAAUUGCCGGUGAUGAAGAUCAAGAUGUCAGAUUACGAGAGAUAUCAUCACGAUAAAGAUAUGUUGAAAAAGUCCGCUAUCACGUGGAUUAUGGAACCUCUUGAUCUUGACGCUACCACAGAUUUAGAAUCUUUAAGAAAGAUCCUGGCGAAAGACUAUAACAUGGACACUUGUUGCUUCCUCGAUUCAUGCACUGCGGAACGAUUCUUCAGAAUCGAUAAAGCUCAAGAACAACUCCAUUACGUGACCGAUGUAGCUGUCGAAACGGUGUACGUUCUCGAAGAGAACGCAAAUCAAUCAAACGAAUCCGAAGAAUCGAAGAUAUCUGUGACUCAAAAAUCGGAAACUAACGUAUCAUCAAGCGAAGAACAAACAAAGAAAAGUGCAGCCAUGACAAAUGAGCAGCCCAAAGAAGAGCAAAAAGAGCAGCCCAACGAAGAGCAAAAAGAGCAGCCCAACGAAGAGCAAAAGGCACAACCUAAAGAAGAACCAAAGGCGCAACCUAAAGAAGAACCAAAAGCACAAGCAGAUACGGAACCGCAGAAUGCAUCACCUGAAACAUCAACUGAAAUAAAGACAGAGGUCGUGACUUCGAAAUCUCAUGAACCGAUGAGUAAUAACACAUCUAAGGAUGUAUCUCCAAAUAUGAAAAAGGAGGAAAACAUAUCUGCAGAUGCGACCAAACAAAGCAGUUCCUCAAAAUCGAUCUCUGCGACGGUUGCCUCUCAGUCGCAACAUCAAGCACCACCCACCUUCAUUAGUCCACGAGAUAGACUUUUUGGUUUGAGUUCUGAGGUUCACACCUUUAACACGGGAUUAUUGGAGAAAACCAGUGAUGGUAUUUUGAAAGCAGCAAAAAUAGGCGAUCUACAAGCUUUGAAGGAACUUCACGAGAAAGGAUAUUCCCUUUUGUCAAUCGACUCCACUGGACAAACUGCUCUACACUUGGCCUCGAGAUAUGGCCAUAAAAAUAUUGUCAGAUAUCUCAUCGCUUGUGCACCACCGACUAUUCUGAAUAUGAUCGACAAUGACAAAGGUCAGACCGCUCUGCACAAAGCGGCUCAAUAUAAACGUCGUUCCAUUUGCUGCAUGUUGGUAGCUGGUGGUGCUACUUUAAUCAUCAAGGAUCGACACGGCAACUCACCUCGCGAUCUAGCCCUACAAGCAGAGGACCGUGACCUCGCAGCGUAUUUAAGCAGUCAAGAGCAGUUCCAGCUGACAACGGAAGAAAUGGAGAACUCCCUCUGACCUCCGCCCUUAAUUAGUAGGGCUUGAAUUGAUCCAGUGUGUAGGAACAUCAAGAGAAAUGAUCCAGGUGUGAACGAACAACGAUCGUCACCAACAACGGUCAUCAUAUGAUACACGUUCGUUUUCUCUGUUUUUUGCGUAAGUCGCAUGUGAUAACUCGAUUAUUCCUUUUAUCGGCAAAUUAGCGAUGUCGACGUAUAUUUAUUAAGGUGCUCUCCAUUUCCUUUCUCGUCGAAGCUUCGAGAUCCCUUUCCACGAGCAUGUAAAUUAAUUACAUUCUGUAUAGAUAAAUUACAUAUACACAUAACACGUAUAUACGCGUGUCGUGAGAUUAGAAAUUUUUCGAUCGAUUAAGAACCUCUAUACAUAUAUACAUAUAUAUAUAUUUUUAAAUCGUACUUCAAUUAGACGAGAAAAUUAUUUAUUAUUGUCUUUUAAGUCUCGUCUUACCAACGAAGAAAUCACAUAAAUGUUUAUAUUCACCGAUUUUUUUUGAAUUGAAAUUAAUUAUAACAAUAAGAAUGCCGAAAAAUAACACGCGUGCGGAUGAAACAGGAAUUAUCGGCAAAAGAAUUUUGCUCAUUCGGGAUAUUGCUGUUAUAAAAAAUCGUAUUCGUAUCGUAUGAAUUUUAAAAAUAUAAAAAUUUUCUUAGAAAUGACCCAAGAAGAGAAACCGAAUUAGUGAGAGAUUAGGAUUAAAGGAAAAUGAUUUAAUCGGAAAUUUAAUUAUAGUUAAACAUCAUAAAGACUAAUCUUCAUUGUAUUCUCGUUUAUAUGAUUUUUAUUUUAUAUUUUUCUACGUUUCCAUUUCUAAAUAUUACGACAGAUUAUAAAUAUUUGACAGAUUAUUAAGUAAAUUAUCUCUAUUGUAUUUGAAUUUGUAGCGUUGUUGUUCCAUAAUAACGUAGACACAGAUUUUUACAUUUUUCGCGACUAGUGGCGCCAUCAUCUUCCUUAAAUGCGAAGGAUGCAUAAGUAUAUAGGGUUAGUGUUCACAGAGUUGGGCAGAAUUUUUUCGUUCCAGUUAUUUAGAUCAUUGAGACUAUUAGAGGAUCGUUGAUUCACGUUAGAAAUUUAUUUUUAUGCACGUUGUGCGCAUUGUUACGAUCGUUGUUCGGAUAAGAUUUUUUCAUUUUCGAUUCGAAGAGGUUAUUCGUAAGAGGUGUAUUCGAAAAAUUUUGUUAUAAUCGCGUGAUAAUCAGAGGAUGAAGAUGAAAUAUAUUUAUCGCCAUGGUUAUUUGUUGAAUUUUAUCGAAGAGAAAGAAGUUCUAUCCGACUCUGCUGGUAUCUCCAAGCGUUCACUUUAAUAUCUCGUUAUAUUGUUCUCUCCGCUUGUUCUAGGAUACCUCGUUGCAUUGGAUAUACAUAUCUUUUUCUAUAAAAAAAA